CCCGUUCCCGGAGAACCCACUGAAGGAAACAAGAACGGAAAGCGUCUCCACGUGGCUCCCGAGGCCUGGCAUCUCAGCAUACUUCCCUGAACCCUCCAUUCUCAUGAUUUACAAGAUUACUCUGCGACGCUACUGCACCUAACCAAGGGAUACUGCCAGUUGGGGCCGUCUUGUCCAUGAACAAACACGACCGAUCACUCUCCAGCCUCGAGGUGAGCAGCGUGCACAGCGCGACGACUCAAAACCUCUACGAUCUCGGACUCCUCAGCCGCCCUGACUCAAGGUCGCGAUCCAGUACAAAGAGUUCAAGGACGGUGCAGCAGUACAGCCACAACUACCAACACUAUCCGCGAUCCCGUUUUGACGGCUACCCUCCUCGCACAGGCUCUUCGCUGAGCGGUGCGACCCUCAAUAGCAAUUUCAAACAGUCGAGCAUCUCGUCCGGCACUUUGGGGAGGCCGCAUACCCCCAACGAGAGUCGCCCGCGCACCAAAGACCGACGGACUCCGGCCUCGCCUGCCGUGAGCGUUCCCGGUGCGGGCUUUCCUAUGGCUGGCAUGUUCGAAUCAGAUCGCGCACGGUCGAGAAGAGAGAGGACGUUUGUCGGCGGAGAAUGCGCGGCCUGUGAAGAGUUAUUGGAACAUACACUAAGAGGGGAGAGGGUAUUGCAGUUCUCAUGUGGCCAUGUAGCCCACGAGGCGUGCUUUUAUGAGUACAUCAAGGACUCGGACGCUCAGUACUGCCCGGCAUGCGACGCACCGCUGGGUUUGGAUUCGUUUCGUGGGGGAAGCAUUUUGGAUCUCAGCAAGUUGAGCAACAUGGUACGAGCAGUUGCGCAGAAGGAUGUGGCCUCUCCCAGAAGCUCACAGAAUACUCCGAUGCCAUGGGACCGGCAUACAAGCCAAGGCCAGGAGGACGGCUAUAGUACUCGAGAUAUAUCCCCUCGAGAACUAUCCACCCGCGACUUGUCCACUCGACAUAGCCGCGAGAACUCAAAUCGAGACAGUCGAGACAGUCAGAGGAUGCGAAUUGAGCGCUUGGGAAUUGGACAAGCGGUCACCAACGGUCAAGGACGUCCCCUCCAAGCACCAUCUACUAUGACCAAGAAUACUAGCCAUACGCGUAAUGACAGCGGCGGUAACACUUCAUCGACGGACUACGCCAACGAUCAUCUGAGCCAUUCACGCAAGCACGAUUACGAUCUUCAUGCCAUGGAGACCACCGUCUCUGGCUCGCAGCUAAAAGACGCCAAACAGACCAUACCCUCACCAAUUGUUACUGUGCGUAGCGAAUAUCCUACAUUGACCAGGUCCAGACAGCAGCAGAGCCUGACCUGUCUUGUAACAAUUGAAGUCCCAGACUUUAAAUGGCCACCACAACUUGAGGAUCCACAAACACCACCUGUCCCUCCUCUUCCUACAGAUUCCGGGAUUGGCAUGCCAGGCAGGGCGAGACCUGACCUUACACCUAGCCACCUUGCCUACGAGUCUCCAGAAGUUCUAGAGGAGAAGACAGAAGAACUCCGGAUCCGAGUUGAUAAUUGGCAUGGACUGGAAUUUCAGCGGUUUGGAAAUCUCCGUCUGCAUGGAGUCGUGAGGGUUGGAAAAGAUCGGCAUUCCUGGCAGGAGCUUGAAUGCUAUCUGUUCGGUGAGAUGCUGAUCUGUGUCAAGGAGAAGAAGAAUUCUCAUCCGCCAAUCAUACUCCAAUCGGGGCGGAAGUUGACACGGUGCACGCUGAAAGGAUCCAUCUUGAUCAAGAGGCAUCUGAAGCAGGUACAUGCGUCUCUCGACGAAAACAUUCUCACUUUGAACCUCUCAGUGGCAGAACUACCGACUUUCCACCUGCUAUUCCAGGAGAGAGAAAAGCUCGAAUUAUGGCAAAAGGCUCUCCGAGAUCUGAACUCGUCAGACAGCUUGUCACAAUACCAACAAGACUAUGAGCAAGAUACCUCCGGUACCGACGACGAUGAAUACGGACGACAGAAUCGAACAGUUCGGCGAGUACCUUCCGUGGCCUCAUCAUAUGGAGGACCAAAGUCUGCCACGACCGCAGCUACUGAGUACUCGAUGCAAAGGCCACUUGUGGAUCGAAAGAUUCCUCCUUCAUUGCACGUUCCUAUCGAUGUCGUAGUUGUGAUUCCGGUAUCUUCUUCGAUGCAGGGUCUGAAGAUAUCGCUGCUCAAAGACACCCUCCGGUUUUUGGUUUCCAAUCUCGGCGAGCGUGAUCGGAUGGGCUUGGUCACCUUUGGCUCCAGUGGUGGCGGUGUUCCCGUGGUUGGCAUGACCACGAAGACCUGGCAAGGCUGGAACAAAGUCCUCAACUCGAUACGUCCCGUUGGUCAGAAGAGUCUGCGAGCCGAUGUGGUUGAAGGCGCUAAUGUGGCCAUGGACCUUCUGAUGGCACGAAAGGCUGCAAAUCCGAUUUCGACCAUCCUCUUGAUCAGUGACUCUACAAGCUCGGAUAGUGACAGUGUCGACUUCGUGGUUCAGAGGGCGGAAGCUGCCAAGGUCGGCAUCUACUCGUUCGGUCUAGGUCUCACCCACAAACCCGAGAGCAUGAUUGAGCUUUCCACUCGGACAAAGGCGUCAUACCUCUAUGUUAAGGACUGGAUGAUGCUGCGUGAAUGUGCUGCCGGUGUCCUCGGUGCACUCCAGUCCAUGUCGCACCAGAACGUAAAGCUGAAGCUCAAGUUACCGGAAGGAUCUCCAGGUAAAUUUGUAAAAAUCAACGGUGCUCUACAAACGACCAAAAGAUCCACGGGAAGAGACGCUGAGGCCACGCUGGGGGAUCUACACUUUGGCGACAAACGGGAUAUCCUGGUACAGUUGGCCAUCGACCCUGACAUUUCGUCACAAGAGCCCGCACCUCAAGACCCGUGGGAGUCGAUCGUGUCUGGGCUCGAAGCUCUGGGAGGGUCACUGGACACUGAAGACCAAAGAGUGCAAAGUGUAGAAGAGGUACCCCUUCUGCAGGCCGACCUGUCGUAUGGGGAUCUCUUGAAAGAGGGCUCGAUUAUGCAGCUGCCACGGCCGUCGCUGCUUGCGAUCACCAUGUUACCUGCGCACCCACGGUCCCGCUCGAGUAGUGGACGACCCUCGUCCCCUCCCAUCCCGCCUCACCCGAUGAUCGUGCAACGACGCAUGGAGUUGCUCACUUCUGACAUGCUCAGCCGUGCACUGACGCUGGUGGCACGGGGUCAACACGAACGGGCACAUCAUUUGCUCAACGAGACGAGGACGAUUCUCAAGGGACUAGGCAAGGGUGGCCUCCCACCGCUCCCGCCCGGUGCUCCUCCUCCGAUGAAUAAGAGGCACUCACCAACAUCGGCCAAGGCGGCGUCGAGUCCGAGAAGCGAGUCGUCGGAAGGAGGCAUGGGUAUGGGCGGCAUGCGGGAUCACAGUCCCCACUCGGAUUCGAGCACGCCCAUCCCUCGCACGACGGGUAUCGAUCUCGCCACGAUGAAUGCCCUGGACGCCGACAUCGAAUCCAGCUUGGAAUGGAUCAACCACCCCGCCGUGUUCUCUCGCGAUUCUCGCAAAGCAGUCCUUCAAGCCAUCGGUGUCAUAUCCUCUCAACGAGCCUACACAUUCCGAUCCGCGUCAGAGUCGAUAUGGGCCGAUCGUCUCCCUGGAGUCAAACGGUUGACGGACCAAUCGAGGGAAUGGCGAGAAGUGGGAGACGAUUCUUUGACUGAAGAAUAAUGAUUUUUCUGACCUUCUGAUGAUAUGAUUUGUUUUUUGCUUUGCGAUGUUGUUUAUACAGAAACCCCUUCUCGUGUGAAUGUGUACGGCACCAUUCACUUGUGUUUUUGGUUAUUGCCAUCACCUAUCAUUUUAUGGUCUACUAUGUUUUUAUCAAGUUAUCCACGUCCAGCGAAGAACUUUUUGUAUCUUUUUGUCUCCGCCAUAGCCUUUUGGUUUUUUCUUUUACUGGUGGUCAGGGAAAGGAACAGGGACGGGAAUGGGAAGGGAGAGGGUUGUCCCUAACAUCGGCGACAACGAUGAGGCAAGGAAAGGACGGAAAAAGAUAAGAGGCCCUUUUGAGCAGGCUUUGGCUUGUUUGAUCGUCUGCCUCUAGCGGGCUUCCCCGUCUUCAUGAUGUCCUCAUACGAGUACGGCUGGAUUAGUACCGCGGUUUUUUGUAUUGUUGCAAAAAGCGAAAAAGACGGCGUCGCCAAAAGUGCAACUAUUCUCUCUCAUGACGGUGGUCAAAUGUGAUCGGGCUUAUGAAGCUUGUUGACUUUAUUGUUUUUGAUUGUUUAUACCUACUAGAGAUAUUGGCUUACUGCCCACCACCGUUUUGUACGCCACAGUGUUGGCUGAGAAUCGGCCGAAAUGAUAUUAAUU
Molecule: messenger RNA, 4346 nt
Organism: Exophiala oligosperma
Lineage: Eukaryota; Fungi; Ascomycota; Eurotiomycetes; Chaetothyriales; Herpotrichiellaceae
Exons: 4
Coding region: 177-3701 (1174 amino acids)
Source: RefSeq, a predicted model, not a curated record